UGUUUUCUGUUCCAUACAGAAGACGAGGAGUUCCUCGAGCAAGAAGUCCUACUUAUCCCGGAUGCUCUCGACGAUGGCCAGGGCGCGGACGCUCCUGGCAAUGAGGAAGUUCCAGAGGCUGCACCGGGAGACGGGUCUCCUGCACCCGACGCGCCCGACGUAGCCCCAGUCCCCGAGAGUGCAGAAAUACCUGAUCUGGACCCAGAACUCGUCACUGCACUUGGUGAAGCGACAGACGAAAAACCCAAAUUCGGAGACAAGAUUCACGGAAAUUUGGCAUCCCUCUGGCUACCGCUGCUGCGGAAAGGCAUGCCCUCAGAGGCAAAAGAAAAAUUAAAGAAUGAAUACCUCAUUCCAGAAAACUGUAGCCUGUUACAGGCACCGAAGUUAAACCCGGAAAUUUCCGCAGCUAUUUCGGAGAUGGCUCGCAACAGGGAUAAAAAGUUGGAGGCCAGCCAACAACAGCUUGGCCUAGGAAUUACAGCUGUGAAUCGAGGCCUAUCAAUCCUACUCACAUCCAACGACAAAGUCACAGCCAUAAAGCUGUUAAGUGACAGUUGCCGGAUCCUGUCCGACCUGCAUUUUGGGGAGACCCAAACCCGCAUAAAAUUGAUAACCCCAGGGCUAGCCAAACCUUUCCUGAAUAUCAUCCAAGACGAGGAAAGGGAUGAGCUGCUAUUCGGAAGCAAGCUUCCAGAGAAAAUCAAAGCCUCAAAAGCUAUUGAAAAACAGGGAUUGCAGAUCAAGAAAACUGUACCUGCCAUUAAGAAUACACCAGCCUCCUCAAGCUCGACUCCUAAUGUCCCACGCAAUCAAUACCAGUUUCAGGGAAACUGGGCAGGACCUACACGGUACCAGUCAAACAGGGGGGGGCGGGGAAGACAAAGGAAAGCUACAGCGGGCCGCAAACCAGCUCCGAAUCCACAAGCCAAGCCGGUGGGCCAGGGCAAGACUCGUGCUGCCCCUCAGCAAUGAGCCAGGUACCUCAUGCAGGACGAAUAAGGUUCUUUUAUGAUUGCUGGUGCAAAAUAACUUCAAAUGAGGUUAUUUUGAACUGGCUGAAAGAGGGUUACUCUAUCCCCUUUGAAAGACAAGUCAUUCAAGAUUUUGCUCCCAAAAUAAAUUGGUCUGCCUCAGAAAAAGCCGACAUGAUGGUGGCUAUUCAAAAUUUACUGCAGUUAGGUGCUGUUACACCUUGCGCUGAACAACGAGACCAAUUUAUUUCUAGAACUUUUUUAGCCCCAAAAUCUAAUGGAGGCAAACGCUUUAUUCUUAAUUUAGAGAAAUUGAAUAAAUUUGUACCCAAGGAUCAUUUUAAAAUGGAAGAUCACCGAACAGCUGCAAAAUUGAUCCCAUAUCGCGGCUAUAUGGCCACGGUAGAUUUAAAA
Cydia splendana is the source of this 1388-nucleotide messenger RNA. RefSeq lists its product as uncharacterized. The transcript has a single exon. Lineage: Eukaryota; Metazoa; Arthropoda; Insecta; Lepidoptera; Tortricidae. The annotation marks the transcript as partial. The record is from RefSeq and is a predicted model, not a curated record.